This is a messenger RNA of Fusarium verticillioides 7600, 1399 nucleotides long. RefSeq names its product glutathione S-transferase. Gene Ontology annotation, cellular component: cytoplasm. Bases 267 to 1097 code for a protein of 276 amino acids. The record is from RefSeq and is a predicted model, not a curated record. The transcript has 3 exons. Lineage: Eukaryota; Fungi; Ascomycota; Sordariomycetes; Hypocreales; Nectriaceae.
GGAAAUAACCACAGUACCAAAAACACCAAAUCCUCAAGCCGUCACUACCUACUAACAUCAAGCACGAAAAGGAAAGUUACACAAGAUGCGUCACUCAUUCCCCCUCCCGCGCGCGCCUUAUCAAUCAAUUCCCCCGAAAUGACGCAACCACUGUUCGCUCUUCGGAUGUAUAUAGAAGCCGAUGGUGCAAUAUUGCGAAAUGCCGAUUGAAUUAAUAAUGCAGCGAGCGUCUCGCUGCGUCCUCCCGAAUUUCCGUACAGAGAGAAAUGGCGGGGUUGUUUACUACUACAAGACUUGUAACAGGUCCUGCUAAGAAUUUGAUCUUUUCAAACAAUUUGACCAAAGGAAUUACUACUACUCGACGUAUCAACACAGCUGUCAAGAUGGGCUCUCAACCUCAAGCAGACAUCACCCUCUACACCAACCACGCGUGCCCUUUCGCGCACAGGGCCCACAUCACCCUCGCCGAACUUGGUCUCCCCGUCAAAGAGAACAUCAUUGAUCUCAGCGCCCCCCGAACCCCAGAGUACCUGGCGAUCAACCCGCGCGGCCUCGUCCCAACAAUCAUCUACAACGGCGAGACCAUCACCGAGUCCGCCAUCGUAGCUCAAUUCCUCGCCGAUGCGCAUCCCAGCCAUCUCCUCCCCGCGUCGACGGACAAGAACGGUCCGCUGACCAGAGCGAGGAUCGCCUUCUUCGCUGAUGCGUACUCGAGCAAGGUCCAGGCGCAUAUCGGCAAGGCUACUUACACUGCUCAGACGGAGGACGAGGUCAAUCAGGCUGUGGAUGAUGCCGUUGCUGGUAUUGUGAAGGAGGUUGAGCCUCUUCUCGAGAAUGCGGCGCCUUAUUUCAACGGGAGUGAUAAGCUCACCUUUGCAGAGGUCCUUGUAGCUCCAUUCGUCAUUCGCCUGCUAUCAUCGUCCAAGCACGGCCUCCUACCAGCCAAUCUCCCCUCCCGCCUCGAGAAAGAGACCCCCAACUUCUACAAGUGGGCGCAAGUCAUCAGCAAGAACCCCAGCGUCCUGAAGAUCUACGACGAGGACGUGGUCGUCGAGUCAAGCAAGAGAGUGAAAGCCAAGUUUGCCAGCAAGGCCUAAGACUAAGGAUCAAGGUUGGGGUGGGCUAUGUAUAGCCCAAGAUAAAUGACUGACCGCUCGAUCCUUGCCUUUUCAAUGGGGUACUUUAAAUCCGCAAUGCAAGGAUCAAGAUUCAUGUAUCAAACAUUAACUGAUAUUCAAAGGGACAUUGCGAGAAUGAGUGUGUAAAUUGAGUUAUCCUUUAUGUUAUGGUUAUCAUGAAUUCAAAAAGUUUAAACCCGAACCCGAAUAUGCAGAGCCUCCCGCUGCAUUAGGUGCCUCUAGUCAGUCUAGUCCCAAUUUCCAGAUCUUGCAUGUUGAAC